Necator americanus (New World hookworm) is the source of this 876-nucleotide messenger RNA. RefSeq lists its product as uncharacterized. Bases 1 to 876 code for a protein of 291 amino acids. The record is from RefSeq and is a predicted model, not a curated record. NCBI's taxonomy places the organism in Eukaryota, Metazoa, Nematoda, Chromadorea, Rhabditida, Ancylostomatidae. The transcript has a single exon.
AUGAAAUCACUAUCCUGGGAAGAAAGGGGCAUACGUGUUGAUGGAAGAUUUCUUUCAAACCUUCGUUUCGCGGACGACAUCGUUCUCUUUUCGAGCAGUACCAAUGAAGCAGAAACGAUGCUCAACGAAUUGAACGAAGUAGGGAAGAGAAUAGGACUACGAAUAAACAGAAAGAAGACACAGUUCAUGAAGAACGCCUACUGCGAGGACGGAGGAGUACAACUUGAAGGCUCCCAAAUCGUGGAAACUCCGUCAUACGUAUACCUUGGACGUUCAAUGAACAUGGAAAACGACUUGGAGGAAGAACUAAAUAGAAGAAUGAGAGCAUUCGCAGCCGUCAGGGAAGCUACGGACCAACUGACGGACCAAGAUCUUCGUGCCCAUCUGUUCGACUCGACAGUUCUUCCAGCGCUCUGUUACGCAGCGGAGACGUGGGCAGACACCGCGGCCACGUCUAGAAAGCUACUUACUACCCACAGAGCUCUUGAGAGAUGUCUCCCAAAGUUUAACCGGCGCCCACAACACCUAGCCGGUCUUCGUAACUCCGACUUAAGAGGAAUGUCCCGUCUUCGCGACCCAGCGGAAUAUGUGUCGAAAGCAAAGCAUAGAUGGGCCGGUCACAUCAUGAGAAGAAUCGACGAUAGAUGGACUAAAAGAGAGCUAGAGUGGAUCCCAAGGGACGCUAAACGCCCCCGAGGGAGACCGCCAACGAGAUGGGGUGACGUGUUCGCUACACGGAUGGACCAGCUGAGAGCUCAGCUGGAUACGGCUCAAGGACCUCGUCAACGUCACUCACGAAGCUUGAGAACAUCUUGGAUGACAAUGGCGAGGGAACGAAACGAGUGGAAGAGAUGCUGGGGCUCGCACGUCCAGUGA